Mucor mucedo is the source of this 1449-nucleotide messenger RNA. RefSeq names its product catalase. The record is from RefSeq and is a predicted model, not a curated record. The coding region runs from base 1 to 1449 and encodes 482 amino acids. NCBI's taxonomy places the organism in Eukaryota, Fungi, Mucoromycota, Mucoromycetes, Mucorales, Mucoraceae. The transcript has 3 exons. Gene Ontology annotation, biological process: hydrogen peroxide catabolic process; response to hydrogen peroxide. Gene Ontology annotation, molecular function: catalase activity; heme binding. Gene Ontology annotation, cellular component: mitochondrion; peroxisome; cytoplasm.
AUGUCUAACAAAGUUUUAACCACCUCUAACGGAAACCCCGUUGAUAAUGACCAAACCUCUCUCACUGCUGGCGUCUGGGGACCUGUUCUCAUGCAAGACUUUCACUUAAUUGAUAAACUUGCGCAUUUUGAUAGAGAGCGUAUUCCUGAGCGUGUUGUUCAUGCCAAGGGUGCGGGAGCCCAUGGUGAAUUUGUUGUCACUCAUGAUAUUUCUCACCUCACCAAGGCUAAAUUCUUAAACAAGGUUGGUAAAAAGACCCCCAUGUUUGCUCGUUUCUCUACCGUAGGCGGUGAAAGGGGUAGCGCAGACACCGCUCGUGAUCCCCGUGGGUUUGCCUUGAAGUUCUACACAGAAGAGGGUAACUUGGAUGUUGUUGGUAACAAUACACCCGUCUUCUUUAUCCGUGACCCUUCCAAAUUUCCUGAUUUCAUUCACACUCAAAAACGUAAUCCUCGUACCAAUCUCCAUGACAAAAACGCAGUGUGGGACUUCUUCUCGUUGGUACCCGAAUCCCUUCACCAAGUCACUAUUCUUUAUUCUAACCAUGGUACACCCGAUGGUCAUCGUCAUAUGCAUGGCUUUGGCUCACAUACAUUCAAGUUGGUGGAUGAUAAAGGUAAAUGGAAGUACUUCAAGUGGCAUUUCAAGACCCAGCAAGGCUCCAAGAACUUGAAGCCUGCAAAGGCAGCUGAAUUGGAAGGAACCAACCCCGAUUACUCUACCAAUGAUCUUUUCCAAUCUAUUGAGAAUGGCGAUUAUCCAACCUGGGAUGUUUGUAUUCAAGUCAUGGACGCUGAGGAUGCAAAGAAGUACCGUUGGAACGUAUUAGAUGUGACCAAAGUUUGGCCCCAUAAGGACUAUCCUCUUCAACCAGUGGGCAAAUUCACAUUGAACAGAAACCCCGAGAAUUACUUUGCCGAGGUAGAACAAGCAGCUUUCUCACCAUCUCACAUGGUGCCCGGUAUUGAUACCUCAGCCGAUCGUAUGCUACAAGGCCGUCUUUUCUCUUACCCUGAUACACAUCGUCACCGUCUCGGUGUCAACUACAAGCAAAUCCCCAUCAACCAACCCCAAUGUCCAGUUAAUACCUACCAACGUGAUGGUUUCAUGACCGUCAAUGGAGGUAGUGGCCGUGCACCCAACUAUGGUCCCAACUCUCAAAAUGGACCGGAACAUAACAAUCUUAUUGGCUCCAUAUUUGCACCUGAAGAAGUUGAGGGUUUGAUCGGUCGUUUCAGUUUUGAGUUGACAGACGAUGAUUUUGUUCAACCCGGAAACCUCUACCGUCUCAUGACAGAGGAGGACAAGAACGAUUUGUGUGAGAAUAUUGCUGGUGAUAUGGAGACGGUUGAUGAUGAAAUCAUCCAACGUCAGCUUGCUCAUUUUGAACGUGCAGAUCCUGAUUAUCGUCGUCGUGUUGAGGCUGCUCUCAAGAAGGUAAAAGGAUAA